UCGCGCGCCGAAUUUUAUGCUAGCCCAAACUAGCCAGACAUAAAACCAGAGUCGGCGGCGAAGCUACUUCGCACGCUGACUUUUACCUUCAGACGGCGACGCCCUUUACGGCUUUACCCGACGACCGACCUGCCCCUUCUCCGACCUCAUCUCCCCCCUCCCACAAAAUCCCUCACCGAUCCCGAUUAGGGUUUCAUUUUCCUCCCCCAUCGCCUCCUCCUCCUCCUCCCAACGCCAAGCCCCCAUGUCGACGCUCCCCGACGAGGUAUGGCUCCGGAUACUCGAGCUCGGCGCGGCGAGCUCCAUCUUGGGUUACCGUGACCUCUGCCGCGUCGCUAUCGCCUCGCGCCGCCUCAACCGCCUCUCCCAGGAGCCCUCCCUCUGGGGCGCCCUCCUCGCCCUCGACUUCCCCUUCUCGGGUUCCGAAACCCCCUCCAAAUCACUCUACAAGAUCAAGUUUGAGAAGGACAAGGCGCGGAGGAUCGCCAUGCGGAGGAUGGCAGUUAUCGGAGCGGAGGAACGGGUGUUGCUGACCAAGAAGAAGUUGGCGGAUUUGGAGCUUUCGAUGGCGAGGGAGGGCGAGAGGAUGAAGGCGACAUUGGAGGAGUUGGAGAAUUUGGAGAGGGUCAGGAGCGCAUCUGUGGCAUUAAAUGUAUGGCAACCGGAAGUUGUUCGUGGGCGUCAAAAGCAGAUAGUUGAGCAAUGCACAGUGCCUGUUGAGUCUCGUCUUAAUGCUCUUAGAAUGGAGGCUAGAGUUUGUAAGAAACAAAUCGAAACUUUUAAAAAGGCCUAUCACAACGAGAAGCUCAAGUUGAGUGAGUACGAGGAGAAACUGAGAUCAUUGAAGUAUCACCCGCUUAGUAGUGAUCAGUUGAUUGGAACCGUUGACAGUUUGAAUCCAAAAAGGCAGAAGUUGAAGCACAGUCACAGUAAGCAUUUCUCGAGCUUAAAUGUCUAUGCUCUUCUUUGCAUGUCACCUCACCCCCUGCAUGUUUAACCUUUUGGUUUCGAUCUCUUUUUCUUUGUAAAUACUCAUUGACUUUACUGCAGGUGAGAAAAGUUACUAAUUAUUGACGAAUUUUAGCGAACGCUGACAUUUUGGUUGAGUGUUCCUCUGGAAUGCAUAAUGUGUCUUGCAUUAUCUUAUCAUUCCUUUUCUUUGGAUGGUUAUGCUCGCGCUUGACUACUUGAAGAAGUCGAGGUCGUGGAUCAUAUGCCAAUUGUAAUGGGCUCUUUUGCAUGUUGUAAAUACAUAUGAAUAGUUUUACAUAAUUUAUAUCAUACAAGCUGAGCACUAGUUAAGGUGUCAGCAAGAAAUUAGAUGCUCAAAUUUUGUGUUAGAUUCCAUAAUUGAUGGUUGUUGAUAAUCUUUGCAUCAAGUUUGCUUCUUGGUUA
Ananas comosus (pineapple) is the source of this 1395-nucleotide messenger RNA. Its product is annotated as F-box protein SKIP24. The coding region runs from base 245 to 997 and encodes 250 amino acids. The transcript is spliced from 4 exons. The record is from RefSeq and is a predicted model, not a curated record. Gene Ontology annotation, molecular function: protein binding. Lineage: Eukaryota; Viridiplantae; Streptophyta; Magnoliopsida; Poales; Bromeliaceae.